GAGAGAGAGGAUUCUGCCCGGAGCGUGGUGUACACAUUCCCACACCUCACUAUCCAAGAGUUUGUAGCUGCAGUCGCACAUUUCCUGACUCCACAUCCCGGGGAUAUCCUGAAAUUCCUCACUGAAGCCAACAACACGACAGAUGGGCGAUUUGAGGUAUUUCUCCGUUUUGUUGCUGGUCUCUCCUCCCCAAUGACAGCUCGGGGCCUGGAGGAGUUUCUGGGUCCAUUUCCUCAUCAAACAGCCUGCCGGGUGAUUGACUGGGUGAAGGAGGAGGUUAAACGCCAGAGUAGAAACACAUGGAGUGAAGCUGGUAAAAGGAGCCUCCUGAACACAUUUUACUACCUGUUUGAGUCUCAGAAUCGUGGGCUGGCUCAGGACGCACUGGGAUCUGUGGAAACGCUUUCAUUCCGUGGAAUGACACUGACCCCGAUUGACUGCGCGGUCCUGUCUCAUGUCAUCGGAUUCUGUGAAACAAUAAAACACCUCGACCUGGUUGGCUGCCACAUUCAGUGUGAAGGAAUCCAGAGGCUGGGUCCCGGGGUCCACAAGUGCCAGGAUUUGAGAAUUGAGAUGAAUGAUCUGGGAGAUUCAGGAGUGAAACUGUUGUCGGUAGCUUUGAGGAAACCGGAGUGUAAAAUACAGAGACUGGGGCUGAAGAAGGUCAGUCUCACAGAUUCUGGUGCCGAGGAUCUCGCCUCCGCUCUCAGUACAAACACAUCACUGACGGGGCUGGACCUGAGUGUUAAUGAACUGGGAGAUUCAGGAGUGAAACUGGUGUUCGCGGCUCUGAAGAACCCAGGGUGUAAAAUACAGAAACUGGAGCUGGACACUGUCGGUCUCACAGAUUCUGGUGCCCAGGAUCUGGUCUCCGUUUACAGUACAAACCCAUCACUGAGGAAGCUGGACCUGAGUGGUAAUAAACUGGGAGAUUCCGGGGUGAAACUGGUUUCUGCGGCUCUGAGGAACCCGGAGUGUAAACUGCAGAGACUGUGGCUGAAGGGUGUCGUUCUCACAGAUUCUGCUGCGGAGGAUCUCGCCUCCGCUCUCAGUACAAACCCAUCAUUGACGGGGCUGAACCUGAGUGAAAACUCUCUGACAGACCGAUCUAUCCCCGCUCUCCGCCGCCUCAUACUGACCCUCCCGAUUCUGGAGCGGAUCUGGCUGUGGGAGAAUCGGUUCACUGAGAGCGGGGAGAUGGAAUUGAGAUCUCUGCAGGGAGUCAGACCGGGACUGACAGUCAACAUCUGAAUGUGUGAACAUCCCCGCCCGCGUGCCGGGGACAUUUUGGCCGGUUUCCCGCCAUCCCCUUUAACUCCCGCCCUUACCUUUAAUGGCCGCGAGCUGGGGAUAAUUCCCAAUGGUUUUAACGGAACAGGCUCCAGUCUCCAGCUCGGUGAUAUCGAGAAAUAUGUGACGAAUAUCGGGAAAUCUGUGACAUAUUUCCGCCUGUUUUCCGGCGUCCCAGCUUCCCCUGGAUGUGCGUGUUCGAGGCUCCCCCACGUGACACCCCGGUGAAUUACAUAAACAGGGAGAUCCCGGGGGCCGGGGCUCAGUCUGGGACACCAACGACCCGGGGUGGGAUAAUCCCGGGAGAGAAUCCUUUUGCUCCCUUUGCUGAGGACGGUGCAUUCGGCAGUCUGGCCGAUAUAAUGAUGUUAAAUGGACCAAUCCCUUAGCAGUGAUCCUGGCUCUGCAGCGAUCCCGGACACAGCCCUGAAGUGUGAUGUUAUAAUCAUCGGUUCCCCGAUACAGAGUGACGGUGAGGAACGGGACUGGUUAUUCAACUGGUCACUCGUUGUCGCCGCUCGGUUAAUUGUGUGUGACUGUGAUUGAGUGGGGAGCACCUGAUUUAUUCCCGCAAGUCAGCAGCUCACAAAGUAUUUAAUUUAUAAUUGUCAUGAUUAAUUCAAUAAA
Messenger RNA from Hypanus sabinus (Atlantic stingray), 1917 nucleotides. RefSeq names its product ribonuclease inhibitor-like. The record is from RefSeq and is a predicted model, not a curated record. The transcript is spliced from 6 exons. The coding region runs from base 193 to 1251 and encodes 352 amino acids. Gene Ontology annotation, cellular component: cytoplasm. Lineage: Eukaryota; Metazoa; Chordata; Chondrichthyes; Myliobatiformes; Dasyatidae. Gene Ontology annotation, molecular function: protein binding.